Messenger RNA from Drosophila erecta, 1060 nucleotides. It is a transcript of the gene Reepl1, whose product is annotated as receptor expression-enhancing protein 6. Lineage: Eukaryota; Metazoa; Arthropoda; Insecta; Diptera; Drosophilidae. The record is from RefSeq and is a predicted model, not a curated record. The coding region runs from base 222 to 956 and encodes 244 amino acids. The transcript has a single exon.
AAGUACGAUAGGAAAAUACAAAUUUUAACAUUAUUAAAAAAAAACUUCACUGAAAAAGAAGUCAGGUAUAAAUAAUUUUCUAAAUGGAAAGGAGGCCUAUCGUUAGUAAUCACAUCUCAGUUAUUUGUUCAAGUAGCUAACCCAAACCAACCAAAUCGAGAGCCAAACAAAACUAUAUACUUUCUCAAAAUCCAAAAUUAAAAAUUUUCCGAAAUUAAAAAAUGAUUUAUGCGAACGCGGUAUACAUACUGUCCCUGCUCGUGGGCUGUUUUUAUCCAGCAUUCGCGUCCUACAAGAUCCUGAACCAUCAGAAGCGUAGUGACAAUGAUCUUCGCGGUUGGUUGACCUACUGGAUCGCCUAUGGAGUUUACGUGGCUUUCGAUUUGUUCACAGCGGGUCUGGUGGCAUUCAUUCCAUUUCUAAGCGAGUUCAAACUGAUCCUCCUGUUCUGGAUGCUGCCUACUGUGGGCGGCGGCAGUGAGGUGAUCUACGAGGAAUUCCUGCGAUCGUUCUUUAGCUCCAAUGACUCCUUCGAUCAGGUCCUGGCCCGUGUCACCUUGGCCGGCAGUGAAUUGGUGGGUCAACUGGUUGGCUCCGUUCUUGGCCAUUUGAUGAUCUUAGCAGAUUGCUAUCUCCUUCCCCGCGGGCAGCGUCCUGCACUCCAAAUUACGCCCAGCAUCGAGGAUCUGGUCAACGAUGUGAUAGCCAAGAGACAGUUAGAAGAGAAGCGGAAACAGAUGGGGAACCUAUCCGAUACCAUCAACGAGGUCAUGGGAGACAAGACCGAUUUAAACAUGGAUCUGCUGAACGGAUCUGAAUCCGAUAUUCUGGUCCUCAAGGAGCAUAUUUCCAAGCCCAAGGAGAAACCUAAAACGGCGCCGAAGCCAAUGCGUCAGCCGUCAUCGAGCAACCAGGAAGAAAUGAACCUUCAGCCGCAGUUUAUGUUAUAUCAAUAGAUGUCCUCAAUAAGUCAGACAGAAGUUAUCAAGACUAAAAAUUUUCGAAUGUCAUACAUAAUAGAAAUUAAGUAACCAUACCGCAAUAAAUUUAUGAAACCUCA